Danaus chrysippus (African queen) is the source of this 327-nucleotide messenger RNA. NCBI's taxonomy places the organism in Eukaryota, Metazoa, Arthropoda, Insecta, Lepidoptera, Nymphalidae. The record is from the annotation of a GenBank genome assembly.
AUGGUUGAUGCCGGGCGAUGGGCGGUGCAUCGGCCGCAGGAGAACGUUGGGGCCGACGUCGCCCCUGCCGCUGCCAAACUGCUGACAUUUCGCACUAAUGACACGAAUAAGAUAUUAGCGCGAAUACUUGUCGUGGAAUGUUACUCGGUGGAUAUCAACGCGACUACCGUAAGUAAUAAGUUUAAUAGGAUGGCAGAGUCGUGUCAAUUGAUACGAAAAGCAGAAAGGACGGGAAAAGUUGUUGGACACGUCGGAGGCUGGCGACAGAACAUGAGCCGCGCAGCCAACGACACACUUACAUAUGACAUUAUAUCAAGGUUUCAUUAA